AUGGCCCAGCUUCUGCACACUCCACUUCUCCUGCUGGCUGCCCUGGCCCUGGUCCUGGCCCAGGUAGUGAACUCCCAGAGAAACUUCAAAGUGGGUGCCCCAGGGGAUGCAGGUGUCAAUGACAAGGAUGUGCAGGAUGCACUAAAGUUUGCCCUCAGAGAGUACAAUAAGGCCAGCAACGAUGAGAACUACAGCCGCGUACUACGGGUGACGGGUGCCCAGAGGCAGGUUGUGGCCGGAGUGAACUAUUUCCUGAAUGUGGAGAUUGGCCGAACCAAAUGCACCAAGUCUGAGCCCAACUUGGAGAGCUGUCCCUUUUAUGAGCAGCCAGACUUGCUGAGGACAAAGCUCUGCUCCUUCCAAAUAUACACUGUCCCCUGGCUGAGCAAGAAUUCCCUGGUGAAGUCCCACUGCCACGAUGCAUAG
This is a messenger RNA of Hyaena hyaena (striped hyena), 426 nucleotides long. Its product is annotated as cystatin-C-like. The transcript is spliced from 3 exons. The record is from RefSeq and is a predicted model, not a curated record. Bases 1 to 426 code for a protein of 141 amino acids. Gene Ontology annotation, molecular function: cysteine-type endopeptidase inhibitor activity. NCBI's taxonomy places the organism in Eukaryota, Metazoa, Chordata, Mammalia, Carnivora, Hyaenidae.